AUGCAAGUGCUUAGGAAGGGAGCUUGUGAAGUUUAUGAGGUCGAGCAGUUAAAUUACAAUGAAGAUCUUGCACUCUUUCAUUCUAAUUCUCUGGGAAAUAACUCUCCUACAACUGUUUAUAUAGGGAUGUCAAAACAGAUGGUGGCUUAUGUAAAUGGUCUUCCAUUAGCUAUAAAAGUUUUCAAUUCUUUUCUUUAUUCCAAGAGCAAAGAAGAAUGGAAAAGUGCAUUAAAUAAACUUCCAAUGGUCCCCAUCAUGGAAAUUCAAAAUGUAUUGAACUUAAGUUACAAGGGACUAGAUGAUAGAGAGAAGGAUAUAUUUCUUGAUAUUGCGUAUAAUGAGAUAUGCAUGCGCAUCUUGCUAAAAGAGAUGGGUCAGGAAAUUAUUCGUCAAGAAUCUGUUAAUGAGCCUGGAAAUGGCAGUAGGUUGUGUAUUGCUGAAACUGUGCCAGUUAAAGGAAUAUUUCUAGACAUGUUGAAGCUUGACAUAGAGCUGUAUUUGAGUCCUGGAGCCUUCUUAGAGAUAUAUUUCCGUUGGGAUGGAUAUCGAUUCAAACUUUUGCCCUCUAAUUUUCUUCCGAGGAAUCUUGUUGAAUGUCAUAUGCGUAAUAGUCAGGUUAAGCAACUUUGGAGUGGAGUCCAGCUGCUUAUAUGCAUUGUGAGUUCUAAAACUAAGUGGAAGCAAUAUGGAGAGCUGAUCUACAAGUAUCAAGCAUCUUUCUCACCUAUCUCACCUAGACUUAACCGAAUGCAAGAAACCUUAAAUCUUUUACCAGAGCGUCCACCAUUUCUAGAACUGCUAGAAGCUGAUGAUUGCAUAUCACUGGAGACUGUCUCAAGUUCAAGGACUGAACUCACACAAGGUUGGUCUCGAUAUAAUCUUCCUAGGGAGGAAUUUAAAUACUGUAAUUGCCUCAAAUUGGAUCAGACUGCAAGAACCAACGUAAUGGCCGACGCACAGCUAAGAAUUCUGCAUUUAUGUAUAUAUGGUUUUUAUGCAAGGGCUUCUAUCAGUAUUUGUCAUUCAGGAAAUCAAAUUCCAGAGUGGUUCAACUAUCAAGCUGUGGGUUCUUUAAUAAAGAUAAAGCUUCCUAGGGGUUGGUAUAAUAGUAGCUUCUUGGGUUUUGCUGUGUCUGCUUUUGUCGGCUUUUUGUGUUAUGAUUGCGAUUUCGGUCUUAAUCUUGUAAAAGAAAGAGAUGAUGCAUGUUGGCCCACCUCUUUUUUCUACGACGUUUCUGAGUUUGAGUUUGAGUCGUAUCCUACAAAUUAUGGUGACCAUUUGGAUGUGAAGAAAUGUAGGAUCCAACUGCUAUAUGCCCAAGAUGGAGAAAAAAUAACCAGAUGUGGAAUGCUACCAAAAGUAUGA
This is a messenger RNA of Ziziphus jujuba (common jujube), 1365 nucleotides long. Its product is annotated as disease resistance protein RPP2B-like. The coding region runs from base 1 to 1365 and encodes 454 amino acids. Gene Ontology annotation, biological process: defense response. The record is from RefSeq and is a predicted model, not a curated record. NCBI's taxonomy places the organism in Eukaryota, Viridiplantae, Streptophyta, Magnoliopsida, Rosales, Rhamnaceae. The transcript has 7 exons.